UACCCGCUUCUCUUCCUUUCUCUCUCUUUCCUUCACCAAAUGGAUCCUUCCCUUGACCCCAAAUGUCCACUCCUUCCCCUUCUAUCUAUCUCACCAAUUUAGGCCUCGGCUAUUCCAUUGUCAUCGCCGUCGGUUUCCUCGUCCUCCUCUCCACCGUCCUCCUCGCUUCCUACAUCUGCCUCCGCUUCCGCUCCUCCUCUUCGCCUCGCGCUUUCUCUCCCAAUCCAACCACCGCAGCCUCCAACUCCGAUGGAAUCGUACUCCCGAGAAUCGUUUUCGUCGCCGAAGACGAAGUCAGUACUGAGAACAUAGUCGUUGGACUCGACCAGGCCGUUAUAAAUUCUUACCCCAAGUUCCAGUUCAGUAAUGAGUCGGCCGUUGCGAACUUCAACACCACGUGUUCGAUUUGCUUGUGUGAGUUUAAGGAUUCGGAUAUGCUAAGAAUGAUGCCUGAGUGUAGACAUUAUUUCCAUGUCUUUUGCAUCGAUUAUUGGUUGAAACUAAACGGGUCUUGUCCCGUCUGCCGGAACUCGCCGCUUCCGACACCACUUUCCACGCCGUUGUCGGAAGUCGUGCCUUUAUCUCAGUUCGCUUCCGACCGAAGAAGAUCUGGGUGACUUUUGGGUGCUCUUGUCUUCAUUUUUAGUUAGCAAAUUGCAGCAAUUUACGUUCUUUGAAACUUAGUUCAGGACAGAUGAAGAAGAAGGAUACGAUGGAGAAGUGCGUUUCAUACACAGAAGGAUUGGGAGUGGAGAGAUAUUUGCACAUGUAAUGGGCCAAUGCUUUAUGAAGUGGAGUCGGCCCACCAAAUCAUCCACUAUGUACCUAAUACUCUUUCUUGGACU
Hibiscus syriacus is the source of this 845-nucleotide messenger RNA. RefSeq names its product RING-H2 finger protein ATL67-like. The transcript is spliced from 2 exons. Lineage: Eukaryota; Viridiplantae; Streptophyta; Magnoliopsida; Malvales; Malvaceae. Gene Ontology annotation, molecular function: transferase activity. The record is from RefSeq and is a predicted model, not a curated record. Gene Ontology annotation, biological process: protein ubiquitination. Bases 63 to 617 code for a protein of 184 amino acids.